CAAGUCCUGCUUGCUGGUACUACACUGCGGUUGAGUUAUGUUAGAAGAUAGAAGUUUGUAAAAGCUACCAAUAAUAAUGGCCAUCUCCUUUGGCUUCUCUUCUUCCUUUUCAACUACUUUCAACAAUUCUUCCUUCUUCAACAAAAACAAAACCCAGGUAAUUGCUCAAUUAAAGCAGAACAGUGGCAGUCAUCGGAAAGUGUGGCGCCGGAGACAAUUGACAAAGAAGGAUGACAUGUUAAGGUACCAAUUGGGUAGAGUUCCCUUCCUCGAGGAGCAGGUCAGGAAGAUUAAAGAUGACGGAAAGGUCCUGACAAUGGAUAUUCAUAAAUUGUUGCUGUCGGAGGAUAACCGGUUUGAUUUUGUGAAUGAGGUAGCAGCUGAGGCCAUUGAAUAUGUAGAGGCCAACAGAGAUGAGUACGGAGGUAAGAAAAAGGCGAUCCUUCACGUGCUUAGUAACCGAAUGGCUGAUGCUGGCUAUGACCGUCCGGUGGCAUACGAAGAAUCUGAUCCUUUAAAGCCAGGACCUGGUUAUAUGAAGGAAUAUUAUACAUGAAUUCUGCAAUUUCCAAUUUUCUAGAGCAACCUCAACUUGUUUAAGACUAGUUAAUAAAUCUAAUCAAAUAUAAACAUGCAUAUAUGAUGGUUUUAUGUA
Messenger RNA from Mercurialis annua (annual mercury), 655 nucleotides. Its product is annotated as protein PLASTID TRANSCRIPTIONALLY ACTIVE 7. The transcript is spliced from 3 exons. Lineage: Eukaryota; Viridiplantae; Streptophyta; Magnoliopsida; Malpighiales; Euphorbiaceae. Gene Ontology annotation, biological process: plastid transcription. Gene Ontology annotation, cellular component: plastid-encoded plastid RNA polymerase complex. The coding region runs from base 77 to 556 and encodes 159 amino acids. The record is from RefSeq and is a predicted model, not a curated record.